Molecule: messenger RNA, 980 nt
Organism: Condylostylus longicornis
Lineage: Eukaryota; Metazoa; Arthropoda; Insecta; Diptera; Dolichopodidae
Product: eukaryotic translation initiation factor 4E1-like
Exons: 2
Coding region: 110-754 (214 amino acids)
Biological process (GO): translational initiation
Cellular component (GO): eukaryotic translation initiation factor 4F complex; cytoplasm
Molecular function (GO): RNA 7-methylguanosine cap binding; translation initiation factor activity
Source: RefSeq, a predicted model, not a curated record
AAAUAAUUUGUGUUAGCGUAAUUCUCUACGGAAUUGCACUCGUAAAAGAAAAUAUAUAUUUGGGGUUCUUGUCUGGAUUUUUUGUAGUUUUUUAAACAAAAAAAUCGAAAUGGUAUUAAACGAAUCUGAAGUUGAAAAAAAAAAGGAGUCUACAGAUGAAAAAAAGGUUGAAAGUGAAACAUCGGCAGAAUGUUUAAUGAAACACCCACUUCAAAAUGAAUGGACUCUUUGGUAUUUAGAAAGCGAUCGUACGAAGUCAUGGGAAGAAUUACAAAAUGAUAUUACAAGUUUUGAAACAGUUGAAGAUUUUUGGAGUUUGUAUAACCAUAUUAAAUUAGCUUCCGAAGUAAGAAUUGGAAGUGAUUAUUCAUUAUUCAAAAAAGGAAUUAGGCCAAUGUGGGAGGAUGAAGCUAACAUCAAAGGUGGCCGUUGGGUUAUAACAUUAAAUAGACAACAACGGAAAACCGAAUUAGAUAAUUUAUGGCUGGAUGUACUUUUAUGCUUAAUUGGUGAAACAUUUGAACAUUCAGAUCAGAUAUGCGGCGCUGUCGUCAAUAUUAGAGCAAAAGCUGAUAAAAUUUCAGUUUGGACCGCUGAUGGCAGUAACAAAGAAGCUGUUAUGGAAAUUGGUCUUAAGUUAAAAGAAUCGUUACGUAUGGAACAAUUAACCGAUAAAUUUGGCUUGGUUUAUCAAAUGCAUAAGGAUACCAUGGUCAAACAAGGUUCUGGAGUGAAAGUUACAUACACUUUAUAAAAUAUUUUUAAACGGUGAAUUUGUCUUCUUGAAAAUAUUCUAUUUGAUUAUCAGUUCAUCUUCUGCAUAGAAAAAUUUUCAAUUAUUUUUUAAUUAAUUUUAUAUAUCAUGUUAUAUCCGUUUGAUGUAUUAUUUUAUAUAUUAUAUCAAUGCAAAUGGGUCCCUUUUCAACUUUGUACUCAUAUAAUACAUAUUUUAAAUAAAGAUCAAAAAUGUAUUUUGGAAA